Klebsormidium nitens is the source of this 801-nucleotide messenger RNA. Lineage: Eukaryota; Viridiplantae; Streptophyta; Klebsormidiophyceae; Klebsormidiales; Klebsormidiaceae. The record is from the annotation of a GenBank genome assembly.
AUGGCACACCUCAAAACGCCCAGGUUUGGAAAGAUAGACAAGCAGCAUUGGAACCAUUCCGGCGACAUUGCUAGAGCGGUUCUGGCAGAAUUCCUGGGUACGGCGCUGUUCGUCUUUGUUGGGGUGGGCUCAACCAUUUCAACAGGAACGCCCCGGGAGACCAAUGGGGGCACCGUCACAACCGACGCGAGUUUUGUCGCGCAAAGCAUCGCGUAUGGGCUGACGCUGGUCGCUAUCGUGGCGACCUUUGCCGACAUUUCGGGGGGGCACUUCAACCCGGCUGUCUCGGCGGCGUUCUUCGUCACCGGGAAUAUGAGCUUCCUCAGAACGGCCGCUUACAUCAGCGCUCAAGGCUGGCUGAUGGAGACAAUUGUCACGUUCGCCCUGAUCUUCGUCAUACUCGGUACCAUGGCCGAAAAAGAGAAGGCUGUUCCGCUGGCGCCCAUUCCGGACGGCUUCAUCGUGGCCGGGACCACGAUCUGCGCGGCGCGCUUCACGAGCUUCACGGACCCCGUGCUCAGCUUCGGACCGUCCGUCGUCUUUGGGGAGUGGAGGCAUGGCCAGCACUGGCUCUACUGGAUUGGUCCUAUUGGGGGUGGCAUCAUUGCUGGGCUGGCGUACGAGCUCGUCUUCCUCUGCGCGCGCAAGAAAGGAGACGAGGCAGAUGUGAACGACACUGAGGCAGCGGAUCAGGGCGUCGGCCAGAGCGUCCAGAACCAGCCGUCACGCACGGCGCGCCCGACGCGCGCGCGCGCGCACGAGCCCGAAGUCAAGGUUGCUCUUCCGUCUGGCGCUGUGUAG